CGAGAGAGAGCUGCAGAGCCAGCCGCUCAGCCCAGGCCGGGGAAGCCUGCUCUCCAGAGCUGGGGCAGAACAACGUGGCUCACGUUUAACAAAAGAACCUGAGGGUAGCGAACUUUCUAGAUCUGCGCGCUUAGUGAGUAAGCUCACUCAGCCUUGCCUUUGAUGCGCAGCAACUGAUCGGCGAUCAGAUUACAGGCACUCCAUCUCCUAGUUCGCCUGCCUUUGAUCUGCGCGGGUAAUCCAUUUUCCUGGAUUUGAAGUUUGUCUGGGCUUGCGCCCACACACAUUUUUGGGAAGGUAAAAGCGUUUGGCGCGGAAGUGCUACCAAGCUGCGGAAAGCGUGAGUCUGGAGCACAGCACUGGGAUAAACACGUCUGGCAAGAGCCAUGGCAUUCAAGGUCCUACCUGAAGACAGGACGGUGCUCUUUGCUGCCAUUCUCCUAGUAGGUCACUUGUCCUGUAAAGCAAGUUGUGAAACUGGAGAUUGCAGACAGCAAGAAUUCAAGGAUCGAUCUGGAAACUGUGUCCUCUGCAAACAGUGUGGACCUGGCAUGGAGUUGUCCAAGGAAUGUGGCUUCGGCUACGGGGAGGAUGCACAGUGUGUGCCCUGCAGGCCGCACAGGUUCAAGGAGGACCGGGGCUUCCAGAAGUGUAAGCCAUGCGUGGACUGUGCGCUGGUGAACCGCUUUCAGAGGGCCAACUGCUCGCACACCAGUGAUGCUGUCUGCGGGGACUGCUUGCCAGGAUUUUACCGGAAGACCAAACUGGUUGGUUUUCAAGACAUGGAGUGUGUGCCCUGCGGAGACCCACCUCCUCCCUACGAACCACACUGUACCAGCAAGGUGAACCUUGUGAAGAUCUCAUCCACAGUCUCCAGCCCUCGGGACACAGCCCUGGCUGCCGUCAUCUGCAGUGCUCUGGCCACGGUGCUGCUGGCCCUGCUCAUCCUGUGUGUCAUCUACUGCAAGAGGCAGUUCAUGGAGAAGAAACCGAGCUGGUCUCUCCGGUCACAGGACAUUCAGUACAAUGGCUCUGAGCUGUCGUGCUUUGACCAGCCUCGGCUCCGCCACUGUGCCCACAGAGCAUGUUGUCAGUAUCAUCGGGACUCAGUCCAGACAUAUGGCCCUGUUCACCUGAUUCCGUCCUUGUGCUGUGAAGAAGCCCGCAGCUCUGCCCGAGCUACCCUUGGCUGUGGGCUGCAUUCUACGGCUACCCUUCAGGAGAGAAACACAGCUUCCGUGGGAGAUGCGAUGCCAGUCUUCUUUGGAUCUGUUUCCCGUUCCAUCUGCGCUGAGUUUUCUGAUGCCUGGCCUCUGAUGCAGAAUCCUCUGGGUGGUGACAGCUCUCUUUGUGACUCUUAUCCUGAACUCACUGGAGAAGAUAUCAAUUCUCUCAAUCCCGAAAAUGAAAGCUCAACAUCUCUGGAUUCCAAUGGUGGCCAGGAUCUGGCUGGGGCAGCUGCUCCAGAUUCUUCUGGAGAUUUUUCAGAAACUACUGACUCACCUAGAUAUGGUGACGCCGAUACGGUCUGGGAGCAAACCCUAGCUCAGGACGCUCAAAGGACUCCAAGCAGAGAAGGCUGGGAAGCCAGUGAAAACCUGAACCUAGCCACGCCCACAGCCUUCCAGGAUGCCUGAAGGCCAUCUUCCUGACGUGGAGGUGUGGGUCUGGACACGCCUCUGAUGUAGGAAGAACACUACCACAGAGCAUCCCGUAGUAGCCCACAUCUGCUUUUACAUCCCCACGAUGCCCACUCGUAACCUAUUGACAUUUUUGUUCAUGUGUCCCCAACUGUUAUUAUAAGAACUGACUUUGGGAAAGUCAUCAAGUAUUCAGGAUUUAAGCAGCAGACAUCCAUGAGGAUGCAAGCUGAGCUCCCCUGAGUGGCCUCCUCCUCGUGCACAUGUGUGUGUCAUUGUUUGCAACCCAAUCAUCUCUGUUAUGACAGGGAUGAUCAAAGCCAGCAGGGUUGUGCUCCUUUGUGUAACCUGAAGAUAUUUUCCACAUGCCGAGCCCUGAUGGACUUCAAAGACAGACACAGCUGGGGAAAGCCAGUCUGAUGGAAGGGAAACUCUGGCCCCAAAUCCUGAAACAUCACUUCUAAUCAGAAGAGAAACACUGAGGGUUAAAAACUGAUUUCAUUUGAUGCUGCAUUUGGAAGAUCCUGGAUUAUCAUCAGAAAGGAGACAUCCACCAGCUACUCUAGAAAUGUGCGAUGACGUUUUACAUUUUACACUCUUUGUAAACAAGAGGGAAAGCUGCAACCUGCACUUGCCAUUAUUGGAACAGCUUACAAGGCUAUUUACAUAGGAGCUAGCGUCUGAUGUCAGAUACUGGUAUAGAGAGACAUCUAGGCAUAGGGGGCACCAGCGCCACCUUUCACAUGGCAGAAGCCAGGAAAAUAUGGACAUAAGGAUUUUUGAAUCAGUCAGGGCAAGUCAUGUGUUUUCUAUUUUGAAUAUAUGGAAUAUAUUUUUGAAUCACAGGAUUUUCUACUUUAAAGAGUUACUGCUGCUGUUACUUAGUAUAAGUACUGCUGUGUUAGAAGAAAAAGAGCAGAAAAGGAGAGAGAAACUAUCACGGUUCUUAAGAUAGUUUGUUUCAGCUUAGAUUUCAUCACAACUGUUUUUCAUACUGGAAUUUAUCAACUGUAAGUUAUCACUUUCCGAUACAAAACUUUUUUAGUGCUUUUUAAAAAUUGUGAAUAAAAUUGAUACUUGUUAUUCUUAGUUAUGUGUCAACUCAAAGUGAUCUUGUAGAUGGAAUUAUAUUUUACUUGUUUUAAAAAUU
Messenger RNA from Rattus rattus (black rat), 2790 nucleotides. It is a transcript of the gene Tnfrsf19, whose product is annotated as TNF receptor superfamily member 19. The transcript is spliced from 11 exons. NCBI's taxonomy places the organism in Eukaryota, Metazoa, Chordata, Mammalia, Rodentia, Muridae. The record is from RefSeq and is a predicted model, not a curated record. Gene Ontology annotation, cellular component: plasma membrane. Gene Ontology annotation, biological process: positive regulation of JNK cascade; positive regulation of canonical NF-kappaB signal transduction. The coding region runs from base 387 to 1637 and encodes 416 amino acids. Gene Ontology annotation, molecular function: protein binding; signaling receptor activity.